CCUAGCAGUGGUACCAUGGUAACGUUUUCACAGUUCUUGUUCAUUACUGUUGAAGGAUUUUUGAGGACUACGAAGAUGGGAACUGUCCGUAAUGUCAUUCCCAUUAGGUCAUCAUAUAUAGUGAUGGUAACGUUGUUUUUCAUGACGAGUGUCGUCAACAACUAUGCAUUCGCUUUCAAGAUAUCCAUGCCUCUGCAUCUUAUUUUUAGAUCGGGUUCAUUGAUGGCUAAUCUGGUUCUUGGAAUUAUUCUUCUUAAGAAAAGGUAUCACAUGAGCAAGUAUGUAUCAGUGGCGAUGAUAACAGCCGGCAUAAUAGUGGCUACAUUGGCUUCUGUUGCAGACACGAAAUCAACAACAGAUAAUCACGAUGAUGAUAUGGUUAACUUUAUGCAUUGGAUUUUUGGCAUUGUGACCUUGACCGUCGCCCUCUUCAUGUCGGCCUUGAUGGGUCUCUACCAGGAAAAUGUCUACCGGAGUUAUGGGAAGCACCCAGAUGAGGCCCUCUUCUAUAAUCAUGCCCUCCCUUUGCCGUUCUUCUUGCUAUUUUACAAGGACUUGUAUCAACACGUGCUCAUCUUUAAUAACUCCGAUAUACAGAAUUAUUUCAUCCCUGAAAUACUUCCCAUUCCAAUUCACUGGCUCUACAUAAUGGGCAAUAUGAUCACGCAAUACCUCUGUAUAAAGUCAGUCUUCAUCCUUACCGCGGAGUGUCCCUCCCUGACGGUCACUCUGGUCGUCACCCUCCGCAAGUUCAUCUCCCUCCUCUUCUCCAUCAUCUACUUCGGCAACCGAUUCACGGCACAUCACUGGUUAGGUACAUCCCUAGUUUUUGCCGGAACUCUGCUGUUUACUGAAGUUUUCGGCAACAUUUACCAGUAUACCUUGAAGAAAAGAGAUGUUGUUUCAAGGAGAGAGAGUGAGCAGGAAAAGAGAGGAGGAGUGAGGACGAUGAAAGGAAGGAAAAUGAAGGACAGUGAUGAUGAUGAAUGUGAGGGUGACGAUGUUAAGAGGGGUAGAAAGGGUCUAGAUGGAAUCAAAAAGGGUCAUAGCGUUAAUGGGCCGUCCUGAAUGGCCCAACAUUGAAUAGGAAAUAUAUUUAUUUGGGAGUGUAUCUGUGUGUGUGCGUGCGUUGCUUUCGUUCAUUUUUGAAUAUUUAGUUAAUGAUUUUACCGAUUUUAUAGCGGUAAAUUUUAUUUAAUUCAUCCGUAUUAUUUAUUGCAUUAUUUUUCAAGCGUAAAAUCUGCCAGUGAACACUAUUCAGUCAUAUUGUAAUGUAAGUCGGUCGCCAUACCACCGAUUUUGUUUCUUUUUUUAGUUUAUUCAUUGAUUGAUUCAUUGAUUCAUUCAUCCACAUUAACUUAUUCAAUAUUUGUUCAUUUAUAUGCUACUGGCGUUCAUUCACUCAUUAAUUCAUUAACUCAUUCAUUAAUCACCGUCAAUAUCCAUUUAUUCACUCAUUCAUUUUUUAUUCAUUUGUUUAUCAUUUUUUCGUUCUUCCAUUCAAUUACAUUUGGGAUAUAAACAAAAAACAAGUAAAUUAGAUUUCAU
Messenger RNA from Helobdella robusta, 1548 nucleotides. RefSeq lists its product as hypothetical. The record is from RefSeq and is a predicted model, not a curated record. Bases 16 to 1068 code for a protein of 350 amino acids. NCBI's taxonomy places the organism in Eukaryota, Metazoa, Annelida, Clitellata, Rhynchobdellida, Glossiphoniidae. Gene Ontology annotation, biological process: transmembrane transport. Gene Ontology annotation, cellular component: endoplasmic reticulum membrane; Golgi membrane. Gene Ontology annotation, molecular function: UDP-xylose transmembrane transporter activity; UDP-N-acetylglucosamine transmembrane transporter activity. The transcript is spliced from 9 exons.